GGGUUAGCCAAUAGUCAGUUAGGUGAAUGGGUGCGGAUAGUUCAUAGGAAUACUAUAUACUAUGAGGAUUCUUUCUCAGUUUCCGUGCAAUUAAGAAGACCGGAGCAGACUAGGGCCUCGCGAAAGAUUGAUCCUGCUCGACGAUCUCUGCUACGACUUCAUUCUGUCGCCGAGGAUCUUUCUUUAUUUUCCCCUUUCUACUCCCGCGAGCUUCCUUCUUGUAAAGUGGACCAAACGGCCUCGCCGUCCUGUUCUCUGUCCCUCUCACUCUCAUUUACCCUUCCCUUGAGGAUGGGCUUUUUCAGAAAGAUAGCUGGAUUAUUAGGGUUUGUAAAGGACGACGUCCACGAAUCCAGAGGUGAAUCCGAUGAUGACAACGAUGGCCAUGCUCCCCCACGCGUCCGUUUCAAAGAAACUGGGAUUCCCCGCAAAGGGUUUGGCGUCAAAGUCGAGGUUCCGGUCGAUCGCCCUCACCUCGGUCCUGUAAUUAUUCCUUCUUCGUCCGGCGACGGGGGAAUUCAGGGUCUGAGGUGGUAUGCUGAGGGCCUUAAGAUGGAUGAAGAUGGAGAUGUAGCUGAUGAAUUCCUUGAUGAGGUUCCUUCGGAGACGUCAGCACCUCAAGUAAGUCAUCAUAAAUUAGUGGCAAAGUUUAAAGUUAAGAACGGUACCAGGCCGGCCAAAGUGAAGGGACAGACCUUACUAGAUGGGAAGCUUCGGCAGUAUGUGGAACACCAAGGCAGAUUGCAGUGGGUAUAAAGAUCUUUCUAGAAGUUGAUAUGGAUCUGGAUUCUUUGGGCUUUAACUGUUGAGUCUAUACAUGCUAUGGGAAUCUGCCAUCAAACUCUAGUCUUUUAAAUGAGCUUUCCAUGAUGGUACCCUUUUGGUGUUUGGUUAAGUUUUAUGUUCCGCCAGUAAUUGGAUUUAUCUGGGAACUGCUGCAUAAAGUCUGUGCAAGUUAAAUGUUCAUGAUAAGGAGGUCGGAGUAUGUUACCCAAGAAACUGAAUUACCUGUCUUGCACAGCCUACGUCAACUGUUCAGUCAGGCGAUUGAGAUGUUUUGGGUUCAGCGAUCACAUAAUGCGGAAAGGUACCUGGGUUAGCGGUAUUAGUAAAACCUUAGUGGACAGCUUCUUAAUAGACUGAGUUUGGAGUUUAAUGCUCUUGGUGUUUUCUAGAUGCAUUGAAAUUGAAGUUUCUUGUGACUCAUCGAGGCAUGGUAGACUGUAUAUUGAAACAUUGUCCAUGUUUGUUACUAUUAUGUUUCUAUGAGUAGUGCGUUCCUUGCUGCAUAUAGUUGGCCUUUUACUGUUUGUAACAACUGAAAUUUAAUGAAGAGAGAGAGUCAAAAUCAGUAGUUUAAAA
This is a messenger RNA of Neltuma alba, 1362 nucleotides long. RefSeq lists its product as uncharacterized. NCBI's taxonomy places the organism in Eukaryota, Viridiplantae, Streptophyta, Magnoliopsida, Fabales, Fabaceae. The coding region runs from base 292 to 756 and encodes 154 amino acids. The record is from RefSeq and is a predicted model, not a curated record. The transcript has 2 exons.